GAGGAUGCGAAACUGAUGAAGGAAAUGGGCAUGGAUACAUAUAGGUUUUCCAUUUCCUGGUCACGAAUAUUACCAUAUGGCACUGUCAACGGCGGAAUUAACAAAGUUGGAGUGGCCUACUACAACAACCUCAUCAAUGAACUCUUAAAACAUGAUAUCAAGCCUUUUGUGACACUGUUUCACUGGGACCUUCCACAAGCUCUGGAGGAUAAAUAUGGAGGAUUUCUCAGCAAGAGUAUUGUGAAAGAUUUUGAAGCUUACAGUGAAAUAUGCUUUCAAGAGUUUGGCGAUCGAGUGAAGCACUGGAUUACUUUAAACGAACCUUAUGUCUACGCUGCCUUUGGCUAUGACACUGCCACAGCAGCACCUGGCCGCCACUCGUCUUCUGAGUCAUAUAUUGUGGCGCAUAAUCUUCUUCUUUCUCAUGCAUCUGCUGUGCGUUUAUACAAGAACAAAUAUCAGGUAGUGCAGAAGGGAUUGAUUGGUAUUACAUUGGCGAGUCACUGGAUGGUUCCCUAUUCAAAAUCAACUUCUGAUAAGAAAGCCGCCCAAAGGGCCAUAGAUUUUAUGUUUGGCUGGUUUAUGGAUCCAAUUACAGAAGGGAAAUAUCCAUUAACAAUGAGAAAUCUUGUUGGUGAUCGUUUACCCAAAUUUACUGCCCAUCAAUGUUCUAUGGUGAAAGGUUCGUUCGAUUUUGUGGGCUUAAAUUACUAUACAGGCAUGUAUGCUGCUGAUGUUUCAAUGCCACCCAAUCCCAUUAACACAAGCUAUACAUUGGAUUCUCGAGUAAAUCUAACAGCUGAGAGAAAUGGUAUUCUCAUCGGACCAGAGGCAGGAUCGAGCUGGCUUCAUGUGUAUCCGCGUGGAAUAAGAGAGUUGUUGAAGUACAUAAAACAUAGAUAUGAAAAUCCACUGAUUUUCAUCACAGAGAAUGGAAUUGAUGAAAAGAAUGAUGAUACAUUAUCAUUGGCACAAGCCCUUAAUGAUACUUGGAGGAUCAAUUAUCAUUCAAAGCAUUUGUCAUAUAUUCAACAAGCAAUAAGGGGUGGUUCCAACAUACAAGGUUAUUUUGCAUGGUCCUUACUAGACAACUUUGAGUGGACGAAUGGCUAUACAGUUAGAUUUGGUCUACAUUACGUAGAUUAUAAAAAUAACUUACAUCGAUAUCCAAAAGCAUCUGCUUAUUGGUUUCACAAAUUCUUGAAAUAA
Messenger RNA from Cryptomeria japonica (Japanese cedar), 1209 nucleotides. RefSeq names its product beta-glucosidase 12-like. Bases 16 to 1209 code for a protein of 397 amino acids. The record is from RefSeq and is a predicted model, not a curated record. The transcript has 10 exons. Lineage: Eukaryota; Viridiplantae; Streptophyta; Pinopsida; Cupressales; Cupressaceae. Gene Ontology annotation, molecular function: beta-glucosidase activity. Gene Ontology annotation, biological process: carbohydrate metabolic process.